Messenger RNA from Guillardia theta CCMP2712, 1074 nucleotides. RefSeq lists its product as hypothetical. The transcript has 2 exons. The record is from RefSeq and is a predicted model, not a curated record. The coding region runs from base 1 to 1074 and encodes 357 amino acids. Gene Ontology annotation, molecular function: zinc ion binding; oxidoreductase activity. NCBI's taxonomy places the organism in Eukaryota, Cryptophyceae, Pyrenomonadales, Geminigeraceae.
AUGAAGCGAGUGACUCUCACGAGCUUUGACGAUCAAGACUUCCUGUCUGGGCUGCAGGUCGAGGAGACCGACAUUCCUUCUCCGGCAGAGGAGAACGUCUUGAUCCACAUGACCGUCAUGCCCGUCCACCCUGCCGAUGUAAACUCGAUCAUGGGCGUCAAUCCAAACUUUCAGCCCAGCAGCAUGCCUGGGGUUCCCGGGCACGAGGGAGCUGGGAAGAUAGUGAAGAUAGGCUCAGGAGUGACAAGAGUGUGGGAGGAGGGAGGGAGAGAUCUCAAGGUUGGAGAUCGAGUUGUCCCCUACGUGUUGCAGAGGACAGCCGAGGGAGCCGGGAGCUGGUCGGAGUACGUGGAGGUCAACUGCAGGGACGUGGUGAAGAUCCCCGAGGGAGUUUCGGACGAGGACGCAGCGCAGGCGGUUCUGAACCCCAUCACAGCCAUGGGCUUGAUGGAGGAGCUGGGGGUGAGCGAGGCAGACCCCUCGCAAGCUUACGUCCUUCAGAGCGCAGGAGGAUCGUCUCUUGGCAAGCAGCUGGUUCAGAUCGCCAAGGUGAAGGGAUACAAGACGAUCAGUACAGUGAGGAGAUGCGAGCAGAGGGAGGAGCUGCUUGCUCUCGGGGCAGACCACGUCAUCUGUACAGCAGAAGAAGACGUUGCGAAGAGAGUCAUGGAGAUCACGAGCUACCAUGGCGCGUGGGGAGCCGUGGACGCUGUGGCAGGGAGCAUGACGGCAACGCUGAGCAACGGGGUGAGAGAAGGAGGGAGGGUGCUGCUGUAUGGGGCGCUUGCUGGGACGAGCUUCGAGGGUUCAGUAGUCGCUACUCUGUUCCGCAACGUCACCGUCUCCGGGUUCUCUGUGAGCAGACGGCUGGAGGACAUGACAGCAAGCGAGCGAGUGAUGCAGGUGGCGUACGUGCUGGACUUGAUGAAGAAGGGAGCAGUGAUGCCGCAGACGGGUAGGAGUUUCGGCAUGUUGGAAGUGAAGGAGGCGGUGAGAGAAUCGAUCAAGUCAGGACGAUCCUCGCAAGGGAAAGUGCUGCUCAAAACUUCCGAUUGCAAGAGAACAGAAUUAUGA